GAAGGCCAUCCAAAGCUUCCACCAAGCUAUCUUGUUCAUUGUUUUCCUCUCAACUUCAUGGUGCACAUGGGAUGUCUCUCCAACUCUCCGAGGGCACCUUGGUGGUCCUCUCUCAUACGUGCAACUCUUCUACUCUUGUGUCCUUUUGUUCUCUCAUCUCCCCAAUCUCCUGCUAUCCCCAGCACUGCAACCUCCUUGGUGGGGAAUAACAGUGACCACUUAGCUCUCAUUUCAUUCAAGUCCAAUAUAUAUGAUGAUCCAUAUGGGGCUCUGUCCUCCUGGGACAACAAGUCGCUUCAUUUUUGCCAGUGGAAAGGUGUCACAUGUGAUAGUCGGCACCCUGAGAGGGUCAUUGCUCUGGACUUACCCUCCCUUCGCCUGGCCGGCACCAUAUCACCAUCCAUGGCCAACCUCACCUUCCUCAGAAGGCUGAUUCUCCAAGAGAACCGACUCCAUGGAUCCAUCCCGCAGGAUCUUGGCUAUUUGCAUGGGCUGCAACAUCUUAACCUGAGCGUGAAUUCUCUAGGAGGACAAAUUCCAUCCAGUCUUGGAAACUGCAGACAGCUAAUUACACUUGACCUACAAAGCAACCUUCUCAACGGACAAGUGCCCCAUGAGUUGGGAUCACUUCCUCAACUCAUUACCUUGAUCCUCAAUGCGAAUAAGCUUACAGGAGGCAUCCCAACAGCCUUCUCCAACCUCUCCUCUUUGGACUCUCUCGGCUUGUACAACAACAGGAUCACAGGCGGCAUCCCACCUUGGCUAGGGAACUUGUCCUCUCUCACCGCCAUUGAUCUUGGAAGGAACUCUCUGUCAGGAGCCAUUCCACCUUCCUUAUGCCGUCUAACCUCUCUUGUUCACCUCCAUUUAGAAAUCAACCAGUUAUCAGGCAUGAUUCCUCCCUGUCUCUACAAUGUCUCAAGCAUCCGUGCCUUGAUUGUGGGGGUUAACAGUCUUCGAGGGACCAUACCAUCUGACAUAGGUACCACUCUUUUCCAGCUCCAAUAUCUCGACAUGAUCUACAAUCAGUUCACUGGACUUAUCCCUUCUUCAUUAUCCAAUGCUUCUGGACUGUCUAUCAUUCAGUUAGAAAAAAAUGCUCUCUAUGGAAAAAUCCCUCAUAACCUUGGAACCUUAAAGAACCUGUCAGUCCUGGGACUUUUCGAGAACCAACUAGUAGCCAAGGAUGCUGAUGAUUGGGGCUUCCUUGCUGCUCUAACCAAUUGCAGCAAAUUGACAGUCCUAAAUAUCAGAAACAAUAAUCUCGCUGGUGUCUUACCCAAUUCCAUAUCCAACCUCUCGACAGAUAUCCGGGUCCUAAUUUUUUCCAAUAACCAGAUAUCUGGGAGCCUUCCUUCAAAUAUAGAGAACCUGAAAAACCUGAAUGUACUUGACAUGGAUUCAAACCUUCUCACAGGUAAUCUUCCUGCCUCUCUUGGAAAUCUUAAUGCACUGCAGGUCCUGAAUAUGUCUCACAACAAUUUCUCUGGCCAAAUUCCACCUUCACUUGGAAACAUUAGUCAAUUGACUAGGCUCUAUCUAAAAGGAAAUCUACUGAAUGGAAGCAUUCCAGCCCACCUUGGAAACUGCAGGAACUUGCAGUUACUAGAUCUCUCCUAUAAUCAGCUUACAGGCACUAUACCCAUAGAGAUUCUUAGCCUGUCUUCUCUAUCUAUAGGCCUACACUUUUCACACAAUGCAUUACAUGGGUUCUUACCUCCAGAAAUUGGCAACCUGAUAAAUGUCAAUGAGCUCGAUAUUUCUGAGAAUAGAUUGUAUGGUGAAAUCCCUGAUACCAUUGGCAAAUGCGUGGUCCUUGUAUACCUUGAUAUGAGCGGCAAUUUUUUCAAAGGGGUCAUCCCGACAUCAUUGGGCAAUCUAAAAGGCCUUCAAUUUCUGGACCUCUCAGCCAACAGCCUAUCCGGGCAUAUACCAGAAUAUCUCCAAAUGUUUCACUCACUCCAGUUUCUGAAUCUCUCUUUCAACAACCUUGAAGGUGAGGUUCCGCAAGGUGGGGUCUUUGCAAACAUGAGCGCAAUUUCACUUAUUGGAAACCGAAGGAUCUGUGGUGGAAACCAUGAACUGCACCUGCCACCCUGCCCCUCUACCAAACCGCACGGGAAAAUACACAAAGUUGCUAUCUUGGUAAUGAUCAUCAUAGUUGCUAGUGGAGUUCUAGGUGUGACUCUGAUUCUCUUCUUCAUCCUAUACUGGUCUCGAAAGAACAAAAAGAGAUGUCUAUCCAUGGCUACCACGAGAAUAGAACAUACUAGAGUCUCUUAUGCAGAAUUAGUCACAGCAACUGAUAUGUUUUCUUCAGCAAAUCUGAUUGGUGUUGGGAGUUUUGGUUCUGUAUACAAAGGGGUCAUGGAUUGGGAUGAUGAAAAGAUUGUUGCUGUAAAGGUACUGAACCUUCAGCAGCAGGGGGCCUCAUCGAGUUUCAUAGCUGAAUGUGAGGCCUUGAGAAGCAUCCGUCAUCGGAACCUGGUCAAAAUCAUUACUGCAUGCUCUGGUGUUGAUUUUAGAGGUAAUGAUUUCAAAGCAUUGGUUCUUGAAUUUAUGGAGAAUGGAAGCUUGGAACAGUGGCUGCAUCCAAAAGUGAAUGAGCAAAUCCCGAUGAGGAAUUUGAAUUUAGAACAGAGAGUGAGCAUAGCCAUUGAUGUGGCUUCUGCAAUGGAUUACCUUCAUCAUCACAGCCCAGUGCCAAUUGUGCAUUGUGAUCUCAAGCCGAGCAACAUUCUUCUGGAUGAUGACAUGACUGCCCAUGUGAGUGACUUUGGGCUGGCAAAGUUUCUCUCUGAACCUACUAACUCAUUCUCCAUAUCUGCAAGCUUGGUGGCAAUUAAAGGAUCAGUUGGAUAUAUUGCUCCAGAGUACGGUUUGGGAAGCGAAAUAUCAACUCGAGGAGAUGUGUACAGCUAUGGAAUACUUCUCUUGGAGAUGUUUACGGGAAAGAGACCCACUGAUGAAAUCUUUAAUGAAAGCAUAGAUCUUCAUCAAUUUGUUGAGAUGGCCUUUCCUACUCAAAUUAUGAACAUCAUAGAUCCGCAAUUGAUACGAAAGGAAAAGUAUGAAAUUGUCAAUGACAUACGAGAAAGGUUUAAACGAUACAAGAUACUAGAGUGCUUGAUUUCAGUGAUCAGCAUUGGGCUACAAUGUUCCAACAGAUUACCCAAAGAACGAAUGCAUACAGGAGAUAUUGUAAAAAAUUUGACUGCAGCGAGAAAUAUAAUUGACAGGGUCUAAAGUCAUAGAGAAUGGUCCACAAAUAUUGGUAAGACAUUAUGAAAGCUUACAUAAACAUACAUUACAUAGCUGCUGUUACUUCCUUAAGCCGCUUGUUCUUGUUGUUGCUUCCUGUGCUCAUCCCUUUCGACCUGUUUUCAUUUUUUGGUUUGUCUCGUCUUUGCCGCCUGCUUUUGUUUGUGGGUGCUCUCUUUGGGUGCACUGCUAUCACAAGGCCAACAAACAUCGGGAUGAACUAUUCCAUGGAUUUGUAAUGAGUCUUAUCAUAGCUGAACAUGUCCUGUUUUUCCUUGAUAUAUCGCAGAGGGCACUUUGUGAUUUGUAUGCUUUUGUUGA
Molecule: messenger RNA, 3582 nt
Organism: Elaeis guineensis (African oil palm)
Lineage: Eukaryota; Viridiplantae; Streptophyta; Magnoliopsida; Arecales; Arecaceae
Product: receptor kinase-like protein Xa21
Biological process (GO): protein phosphorylation
Molecular function (GO): protein kinase activity; ATP binding; protein binding
Source: RefSeq, a predicted model, not a curated record